AUCCUUACAAACGAAUCAAAACAAAGAAACUUAUCAAAAUUUGUGAUCGAAAGUAUUAUGCUAAAUAAACAGACUAGUAUCAAAUGCGCUCUCUACCUAACGACAACACAAGCUCAUCAUUAUCAUUACUGUCUGCAUCUAGUACGGUAAUUAUAUACUCCUAACAAACAUACAAGCAUAAAACCAGUCAAUCGUCGUCGUCGUCGUCUGAUCAUCGAAAAUGGCGAUGCGCGACCUAGUUUCCGGUGGAGCAUCUUGCGCCGAACCAGGUUCAUCGUCAUCUUCUUUGAAUCCACUAGGCGCUCUCGCUAACGCACUUAUUGGCUCUUCCUCUAAAACUCAGGAAAGGCUACAAGAGAUUCCUACAGCAACUAAUAGAAUUUCUAAUGGGAAUUUUUAUGAGGGAGGCAUGGAGCCUUUUAAUGCACUUCCUGGCUCUGAAUUUGAUCACCCUUCACAUCCAAGUAGCCAGGGCUCAGAAUUCCUUCAUGGCUUCAGAUCUUCAGGUCAAGAUGCAUUUGCAAAUGCUUGGGAUGAGGUUCAAAAUCCCCAGAUGCCACUUUUCCAGGGUAGAGACAGUCUAACAAACAUUCCACCAAAUCAAACUCAAUUUCAACCACAGCUCGAUGGCCCACCUCAAAGAGUCCUGUCAAAUUUUUUGCACUCAUUUGUCAACAGUGGGCAUGGGGGUCUUCCUUUCCGUCCUACACCCCUUCCUGUUCUUGGAUUGUCUGAAGGUGAUAAACAACGCAUUCGUAACCGAAGCAGUAUCAUGGCUCGACAUUUCUUUGCUGACAAGAAUGAGGACUUUGUUAACGCACAGGUAAAUGCAUUAUUAUCUUCUCUGGAUAUUGAAACUGAUGUACAAGCUAGGAGAGGCCCGCCUGGAAGAUUUCAGGACUUGGAGGAUGUUUGGAAUGACUCCCAAAAUUUGCAAAAUGGUCCACACAGUGCUGAUGGAUGGAUUGCUGAAUAUGACCAGCACAGGGUACAAAGGGGUAACCCUAAUGAUUGGGUACACUCAUUUGAACAACUGCAUGGAGCUAAUAAUUGGGCAUCUGAGUUUGAAAAUGAGCAAUCUCAAGUUGCAUCGUUUGGCCAAAUGAGAGGUGCGAGUAUUCCGAACUUAGCUGCCAUGGAGCAAACUCGCGUAUUAGCUCAUACACUGUCUCAAAAUCAGGACCCCAAGUUCCAGAAUUCUAAGUUUCUCCAGUUCGUGUCUAAAAUGAGUCGUGGAGAAAUCACAUUUGAGGAUAAUCAAGUCAAGUCAUCUGGACCCCCUGCUCCUGGAGAUUGGGCGACAGAAUAUCAACAACAGUUUAAUGGAGGUCAAUCAUGGGCUGAUCAGUUUGAACGUGAGGAGUUUCCUCCUGGACCUGCUGGGUGGGUGAAUGAAUUCACUUCUGCACGUGAGCAACAGGGACCAGUGGAUGACCAAUGGGUUAAUGAGUUUUCUAAGUUGCAUGUCGCAGAUUGGGCUGAUGAAUUUGGGCGUCAAGUUGGUGAAGGGGUACUAGGAGAUGAUAGCUGGGCAGAUACUUUUGAUGAGUAUGUAAAUGAACAAGCUUCAGUCAGGCAGCAGGCAGCAACCUCAAGAGGGGUCUAUGUUUUCUCGGAGAUAAAUCCUUAUGUUGGUCACCCUAAUCCUUUCCAAGAAGGUCAGGAACUGUUCCGCAAGGGUUUAUUAAGUGAGGCUGUGCUAGCUUUGGAGGCCGAAGUUCUAAAGAAUCCUGAUAAUUCUGAAGGCUGGAGGUUUCUUGGAAUAACUCAUGCUGAGAAUGAUGAUGAUCAACAGGCUAUUGCAGCUAUGAUGCGUGCACAUGAAGCGGAUCCAACUAAUCUGGAAGUGCUUCUUGCUCUUGGUGUGAGCCAUACAAAUGAGUUGGAACAAGCAGCUGCAUUAAAGUAUUUAUAUAGUUGGCUGCGUCAUCAUCCAAAAUAUGGGACAAUUGCUCCUCCAGAACUAUCUGAUUCUCUGUAUCAUGCUGAUGUUGCUAGAUUUUUUAGUGAUGCUGCUAAAAUGUCACCUGAAGAUGCUGAUUUACACAUAGUACUUGGUGUCUUGUAUAACUUAUCUAGAGAAUAUGACAGAGCAAUUGAGUCAUUUAGAACAGCUUUGGAGCUUAAGCCACGUGAUUAUUCUCUCUGGAACAAACUUGGGGCAACACAAGCAAAUAGUGUUCAGGGCGCUGAUGCAAUAUUAGCGUACCAACAGGCUCUGGAUCUGAAGCCUAAUUAUGUUCGUGCAUGGGCCAACAUGGGUAUCAGUUAUGCCAACCAGGGCAUGUACGAGGAUUCAAUUCGUUAUUAUGUGAGAGCACUAUUAAUGAAUCCAAAAGCAGACAAUGCGUGGCAGUAUUUGAGAAUCUCUUUAAGCUGUGCAUCCAGAACUGACAUGAUGGAAGCUUGUGACUCCCGGAAUCUUGAACUUCUCCAGAAAGAGUUUCCACUGUGAUUUGACUACUUUGGAACUGGAUCAGGAUCAGUAAUAUGGCAUUUGGUUGGGGCUAUGGGGGUCUAUUCUCACCUGUCUGUUAAAAAGGAAGACAACAACUUACUUUAUACCCGAUUCGCUGCAUCUAGGCUUCUUAUUGGGGCGAAGGCAGACUGAUUCGCCUUCAGGAGUUGUUUGAUGAACCAAUGACAAUGCUUUUGCCUAGUAUUUGCGGAUUGAUGUAAUUUCACUACACAAAACUAAUCAUCCCCAAGAUCUAGCUUUCGCCCUGGUCUUUAGGCAGACAACGGGUAUUAUUUGCUUGUAUGCCCAACUAAGCAAAAUAUAUUAGACAUUUAUACA
Daucus carota subsp. sativus is the source of this 2797-nucleotide messenger RNA. RefSeq names its product peroxisome biogenesis protein 5. NCBI's taxonomy places the organism in Eukaryota, Viridiplantae, Streptophyta, Magnoliopsida, Apiales, Apiaceae. The coding region runs from base 221 to 2455 and encodes 744 amino acids. The transcript is spliced from 15 exons. Gene Ontology annotation, biological process: protein import into peroxisome matrix, docking. Gene Ontology annotation, molecular function: protein binding. Gene Ontology annotation, cellular component: cytosol; peroxisomal membrane. The record is from RefSeq and is a predicted model, not a curated record.